CAUUAGGGACUUGGUAAUGUUGGCUACAGUACACAUUUUUGGUUAGCUGAAAUUUGCUGAUGUUGGUUGCACUGGUGACGCCAAUUUCUGUCGCCAUAACGUUUUGUCAUUUGAUAUUAACGAGUUUUUUGGAUAAUAAUUGAAGAUGAGCGACGCAGGAGAUAAAGACCGUUCCAGGGAUCGUUCUCGCCGGGAUCGCGAUCGAGACCGAGAACGGGGAAAUCGCUUUUCCGAUUCCGGUAGAGACCGUAGUCCGGAUCGAGGCAGAAGUGCCAAGUCUUCCAUAAAUAGAGUGUAUGUAUCAAAUAUUCCUUAUGAGUAUCGUUGGCAGGACAUGAAAGACUUAUUUCGAAAUCAAGUUGGUGAUGUACAAUUUGUUGAAUUGUUUGUCGACGAUAAUGAUAAGCCCAAAGGUUGUGGCAUUGUGGAAUUCUCUGAUUCGUCGUCGGUUAAAAAAUGUCUUGAGGUGAUGCAGCGGUAUGAAGUUAAGGGUCGGAAGCUGGUUAUUAAGGAGGAUAGCGGCAAUAUGCGUGACAAACAAGGCAAUGUUAUUGGAGGUAAAAGGUCUCGGGGUGAUGAUAGGUUCAGGGACGACAGAGAUGGGCGAAAUUCGGGUCCCGGUGUUGGUAAUAUGCCGCUGCGUCAAGACGAAAACAAAUGGGGCAAUACUUUUGGUUUGAGUCCUCAUUUUCUCGAAUCACUCCAUAUUGAUGCUCCUCUUAGUAACAGAGUAUUUGUCGCUAAUCUUGAAUAUAACGUAGACAAGAAAAAGUUGAAAGAAGUUUUCAGACUAGCGGGUAGAGUCAUUAGGGUUGAUUUGCCUGUGGAUAAAGAUGGGAGAAGCCGCGGCUUUGCGGUUAUCGAAUACGAUCACCCUGUCGAGGCUGUUCAGUCUAUUUCUAUGCUCCACAAUCAAAUAUUGUUUGAUCGGGUUAUGACUGUCCGUUUGGAUAGAGCCAAUGAAAAUGUUAAGCUGCCAGAUGGUUUAAAAGGUCUUGGUAUGGGACUGGGACAAAAUGGGGAACCCUUGAGAAAUGUUGCUUAUAAUCUACCAAACUCUUCAAACAAUACUCAACCAUCAGUGGGCAAUGGUAUCCUGGGUGCAGUUCCAAAUAAUGCAUUACAGGUUGCCAGCGCUCUAAGUGGUUUAAGCAAUGUUUCUGCUUUGGGGAAUUUAAACCCAUCUGUCCUUGGAGCCGCAAGCUUAGGAAAUUUGACUUCUUCUUUUCUUCAAAAUGGAUUGGGCAGUGCUACCGAUCUCUCGUCGUUAGUUGCGUCUAACUCGGCCUUGAUGGCUCAAACUCAACAGCAAUUGUCGGCCUUGGCAGGUGGCGGAGGUGGAGGUAACUCUAUGGGUAGUCAAAUGCAACCUCCAGUGUCAAAUGCCAACACAAAUAACCAGCAGUCUUUUGGGCGUGGAGCUAGCGAAGCAUUUGUCAAUCAACCCAUCACAUACCCGCAAAACUAUUCAAGUAAUAAUUCCAGAAACACUUACCAAAUGGACGUCAGGACAAAUUUUGGAAAUAACAACAGUAAUUUGAAACCCUCAGGAACGGACAACAAGACAUUUUCGCGAAAAGUUUUAAUAUCUAAUCUACCACCAAGUACUUCUUUCAAAUUGCUUCAAGAAAAAUUAAAUGAAUUUGGAGAAGUAUCAUAUUGGGAGGAAAAAGGUACUGGCAGUUACCUUGUAGUUUAUGCGUCUGAAUGGCAAGCUGAAAGAGCGAUUAAAAACUUGGACAAAGCUCGUAUCGACGGCAGGUACAUUGAUGCCAGAACAUACUACUAAGGAAGUAUUAAUUUAGAAUAAUUUUUGAUCAUAAUGUAAUGGAAAUAUCUUUUGUUUUCAAAUUUUUAAGAAGAGGAAGCUAAAAAUUAUACUAUGACACUUUGAAAAACGGUAUAAAUGUAUUUUGUUUUAAGAUUAUUGUGACUACAAUUUUGAUUGGCAAUUUUUAUUAAAAGGGUCCUUUAACCUAUUUUUUUUUUUAAUUUUUGUGCAACGAUCCUCUUAAAAGAUGCGUGCGCUGGUUCAAUUUUUUUUAUAGCAGCCAUACGAGGAGUUUGGCAAUAAAUUGUAAAAUAUAAUUUUUCAAAGAAUCUUCUGGAUUCCUCCAUUGGUUGUUUAUAAAUCAGUCAGUUUCAGUUUAAGAAACCAACAGGAGGAAUCCAGAACAUUUGUAAAUAGUAUUAUAAAAUAUAAUUAAACCUCAUUCAAUUAGUAAAGUUGGGUACAUACAUACCUACCACCUCUGGCUUGCAUUCAAUUAUUAAUUUAUAAUUUUUUAAAGCCAAUGCUAGUUUUUUAUUUUUGAGAAAAUUAUGUCCUGUCUCAGAUUGUGCAAGGAAUUCAAAAGGUAACUAUUCCAUUAGUAAAAUCUUUUUUAUUGUUAAAACUCAAAUAAGUUAGAUGACAACGUUUUCAAAUAACAAAUAACAUUACACUACACAUAAUUACCUUGUUUUUAUAUACAAUUUUAUAUUUUUAUCUAUUUCUGACAAGCCUGUUUUGAACGAGCAAUCCGAAAGAGGGUGCUAUCACAUCAUUUUUUUUUUUUUAAUAAAAUAGAUUUUGUAUUUUUAAACAUUGACAACUGAACACAAUUAAAACAAUGCAGCCAUAUACACUUUUAUAUCAAUUAUGCUAAAAACAUUUAGUGAAACGGACAUUCAACAUACCUAACACAAA
Molecule: messenger RNA, 2689 nt
Organism: Cylas formicarius (sweet potato weevil)
Lineage: Eukaryota; Metazoa; Arthropoda; Insecta; Coleoptera; Brentidae
Gene: rump
Product: myelin expression factor 2
Exons: 8
Coding region: 146-1789 (547 amino acids)
Biological process (GO): regulation of mRNA stability involved in response to oxidative stress
Cellular component (GO): post-mRNA release spliceosomal complex; cytoplasm; nucleus
Molecular function (GO): mRNA binding
Source: RefSeq, a predicted model, not a curated record